This is a messenger RNA of Amphimedon queenslandica, 6223 nucleotides long. Its product is annotated as E3 ubiquitin-protein ligase MYCBP2-like. NCBI's taxonomy places the organism in Eukaryota, Metazoa, Porifera, Demospongiae, Haplosclerida, Niphatidae. Gene Ontology annotation, molecular function: ubiquitin protein ligase activity. The transcript is spliced from 23 exons. The coding region runs from base 40 to 6021 and encodes 1993 amino acids. The record is from RefSeq and is a predicted model, not a curated record. Gene Ontology annotation, cellular component: nucleus; plasma membrane. Gene Ontology annotation, biological process: regulation of synaptic assembly at neuromuscular junction; axon guidance.
CCUUUCCUCUCCCUUGUUGUCUCCAGGAGUGUAGAGAGUAUGGCAGUUACUUCUCAUAAUGAUGGUACCUAUACAGUAACCUGGGUACCUACCUCUCCUGGAUCAUAUGACAUUAGAGUCUGCAUUGAUGGAUCACUAGCAGGCGAGAGUCACACUUAUGAAGUGCUACCUGCCAUACCAUCAGAGACAGAUCAGAAAGAGGAGGAGGAGGAGGAGGAGGAGACAGCAACUGAAGGCUCCAAAGAAGAUGAAGAUAAAGAGACCUUUGUCAUAGAGACUAUCAAGAGGAAGAUAUUCACUGGGGAGAAGGCUCAAGGUGUGAGAGUGAGGGCUCAACCUUCCUUUGCAGCUCCAGCAGUGGGACUCAUUAAACCUGGAUAUGUACUCUGCUAUACUGAUGAGGUGGAGAAUGACGCUGGUACUUGGGUUAAGUUGACCUAUGAGUCACUGAUGGAGCUAAAGUGUACCAAAAAGGAAGGAUAUGCUCUGGCCUACAGUAAAGCCAAGAAUGAUGAGUUUUUGGAAUAUCAUGAACCAAAAGAAGUUAAAAGGACCAUCAAAAAGAAAGGAAAAGUAGACAAGAGAAAAGAUGGUCCUGGUACAUAUACAGUGGUCCAGUGUGGAGCUGCUGGUCACAACAUUCGUUCCAAACCAAACAUGAAAGGUUGUCCUCUUGGUAGAUUGAGCAAAGGAAGCAUCAUCAAUGCUGUUGAAGAGGCUGAGAAUGAUGAUGGUAUAUGGUUAAAACUCUCACCCGAGUCAGUCCUCAAAUACACCCAGCAACACUCACCUGACCCUGAAGGAUGGACACUAGUAGUGCAUCCUAGUGGAAGAAUAUUCCUAGCACAAGAUGGUGACGAGAGCUACCAAUCAAACGACUUCCAGUCUUCAUCUGCAGCUUUUCCAACAGCUGCAUCAGUCUUUGGCACACCAUCAUCUUCUGCAACGUCUCUAUUUGGUUCUUCUGAAGCUCCUCCUCUUCCUCCCCGUCCCCCUGGGGCUAAAGGUCCGGUAAAGUUAGCUUUUGGAGGUCAAAUUGAUAGUAAAGAUAAUGAAGGAUUGAAGGAGAGCGAAGGGUCACCUUUGACUGGGGAAGAUAAAGGAGAGGAGAAGAAGGAGAAAGGAGAGGAGAAGAAGGAGAAAGGAGAGGAAGAGAAGGUCAAGCAGGCUACUGCUUCUCUUAACUCAAGAAGGAGACGUGUUACUAUAAAAACAGACAAAGAAGACAAAAUUGAGGAAGAGAAAGAGAAAGAAGACGAGAAACCGUCAGAUAUGGAGAAAAGUGACGUCACUUUACAGCCACACUCAUCUGCCACGCCCCCUAAGAAACGCCAGGCACUUUCACCAGCAGUUGCUGAAUGCCAAAGAGCAAUUUACGCAGCCUUUUUAUGGCAAGAAGGACUAGUACAUGAUGCAAUGGCUUCUUCGUUAUACAUCAAAUUCCAUCCAUCAGUCAUCAAGGAGGAGGAGUUGACCACGCCCACUAAUGGUGAAAAGGGUGGGGCUGCAGUUUCUGUCGAAGGUGGUAAGAGUGAUGAGAAGUUGCCAGCGACUUUGCAUCAUUUGGUGACUUUUUGGGAGGAAAUGUCACAGAAGGUCAUCGAUCAGUCCUCGCUGUCUUUCUCUCCGCCCAAAGUCCCGUCGUAUGCUCAAGAAUUACUCAAGAGAUACGAAGAGGAAAAGAAGGAAAUGGAAAAAUUGAAAAAAGAGAAGGAGAAAAAAUCCGGUGGAGGUGCUUCGCCUGCUGGGGGUGGGGCCACUAAAUGCGAGCUCUGUGAUGUGUCCUUUCCUGAUCCUGUUACUUACCACAUGAAAGACGCUCACAGUGGGUGUGGCAAUCAUGCCAAUGGGUGGGGCUAUAAUAGCCGGGGAUCAUACUGCUCUGGUUGGGCGGGUAAUUGUGGGGAUGGUGGUCGUGGGGGAAGCACUUGGUACCUGAUGUGCAAGGAAUGUCACGCAAAGUAUUUAGCUCAAAAAGAAGAGAAUAAGAAGAAGGUUGUCAAACCGAUUUCAGUACCAAAGAUGAAGACUCGUAAACCAGGCAAGGCUCGGUCCCUCCCAGUCAUGAGCUCAGUUCAAGGAAUGUUGUUAAACGCUAAGUUUCUGCUUGAGGUUUCCACUCGUCCUGUAUCUGGUGAAGGUCCUAAAUCAAAGACCACGCCUCUUCCAACCGGUGGAGCGGGCGUGCCUGAUUUAGCUCGUCAAGUCUCAACUCCUGACGAUUCUGUAGUGGGUGUGGUUUCAGACAUAACGGAGACUUCCGUCUUCUCUCAUCCCGACAAAUCCAAAGAGGAGCCUCCCCUUCGCUCCUCUCUCCCUCGCCCCAUCCCCGCCCUCGGCCGCUCGAUCUCCAUGGCAACCGGUGGUGCUGACCCGACAAUGAAACGUACCUUUAGUGACAGUGGAGAAGAGCCCGUUCCUACUUUUAAUCGUCAGCUGACCGGAGUGGGUCACAGAGGCAGUGAGGGGGUUUCAAGUAGUUUGAUGCAUAAGCCGUCGAUGGCUCUGGCUAAUUUGAUGUACAUGAGGUCGAUAAGUAAGGAUGAUUCGGGUUACGAGAGGAUUAUGAAGUUCAUUGGGACAUAUCAUGAUUUACUGGGACUGAAGACAACCAUGAAGCAUAUGAUGAGGAUUGCUAGUCUUAGAGCCACUGCUCUUGAGUUCUUUGAAUGGUUGCUAUUACAAGUGGACAGUCCUUCAGUGGUUCAUGAUAUUCUCUGGCAGUUUGUCCGAAGUGUCUCUGAUCACCCAAUGAUACAAGCAGCUGCUACUGCUAAAGCACUCAGGGAAGAGGAGGAGAGUGAAGAGAAAGAAUCAGAGUCCAAGGAUUUAAGUUUGGGCAGGAAUCCAUUGACUGGUUUGGACGGGUCUGGUUUCAUGAUGCAGAAAUUACGUAAUGUGUUUCAUUCAUUUUUACAAACCAUUGCAAAUAAAAUGAGCAAAUUACCAGUGGGAUCAGUGGCCCAACAGAUUGCCCUGAGGUGUUGGUGUCUGGACUUCCAGUCCCAGGAUCAUUCCUUCCUACUUCAGAGUCAUGUCUUUGCUAACAUCAGUGAGGCACUCUCAGUCAUGGAGGAAGUGGAGGGAGACAAAGUUGCUUCUAAUAAAACUCAAUCUGAGCCAGUAGUACAGUUAAUGAUCAAUAUAUUGCAUGAGGGUAAACUGAAAGUGUCCUCCAAUGAUGGAAUGUCCAACAGUUUAACUGACGGAUCUACUGAAACAUUCUGGGAAUCAAGAGAUGAGCCACGAGGGAAACCCCGUACUAUUACACUGGCUUAUGAGAGGAAGAUUAAACCAUUUGGUGCCUGCAUACACAUUGACAAUACUAAAGACUCUGGGCAAAGAGUGGAGCAGUUAGCAUUGUUGGUUGGACCAGAUGAGGACGGACUUAAAGAAGUUGACAAAUGUAAAUUAAGUACCGGUCACUCUGGAUGGAAGACACUGACUGUCCCUGCAGAUAUUCCUGACAUUUCAUUGGUCAGAUUUGAGUUACGAGGCUCUCAGAACAACGUAAGAGCGAGACAAGUAGCACUACUGGAGUAUCCUGAGCUCACCCACUCAGCGUCCAAUGGAGCUGUGAAUAGUGAACUGGCUAUGCAGAAGGAUUGUGAAGCAGAGGCUCUGAGACUGUUCAGAUUAUUGACAUCACAAGUGUUUGGUGGUCUAUUAGACACUCAACAUAAACCCACAGAACAAAGAGAAGAGACUGACACUGGAGACCAGUCAGAAGGAGGAGGAGGAGGUGUAGGAGGAGACGAGGAAACCUCAUCAAUGGCCAACAUAUUAUUCAACAAAAGCAAACUAUCAAAUCUACAAAAAGCAGUCUGCCAGCAUAUAAUGGACUCGGUCCAUAAAGAGACUAUAAGAAUCAAAGGAGAGUGGGAGGAGGAACUUAAAAACCCGAAACCAACUGCUACACCUCCUUCACGUCAAGCCAGUCAAGAUCCUAGUUAUGCUGAAGAAGGUUCUUCUCCUUCUAAGAGUCCUGAUGCCUAUUGCUCUGAACUAUUGACAAUGUUGAGUGGGCUGAGUCAGAAUGAGUUGGGAUGUGCUUAUCUUGCUGAUCAGGCACAACUAGUGAAAGAUCUCACUUCUUUAUUGCACACUGCUUCCACCAAAAUACAAUUACAAGUUUGUUCUCUAUUAAGGUUCAUACUCCCCUACAUUAAACCAAGGGAGUUUGCCACAAUGACUGAUGUUACAGUACUCCCUCCUCUUGGCUACAGUGCUAUUGCUGAGGCAGUUAAUUCAGCCUCUACCAUAAACCAGUUAGGAUUACUGGACUGUCUGCUAGCAGUCAUUGCUAAGGCAUUAUCUGUGCAGGUGAAGGUGAAAGGACGUGGUUCUAAUAUUCUACAGAAGUUAACUGGUGAUUCAACUAUUACUGCUGCAGUUACUUUGGCUGCUCUUAAAAACCCUAAGCCGGUAGCAGGAGAGACUCACGUGAGACCCCUCCGCUGGUAUUUGCAAGGAUCUAUUGAGCAAGAGGUGGCAAUUGAGAUUGUUAAACUUUUGAAAGACAUGACCAAGUCUGUGCUGAAAGGACAUUGGAAAGACUAUGCCAAGUCAGCCAUUGGACAAGCUGUCCUCCAUUUAACUAAAGUUAAUGAAGAAGCACGUAAUGCUGACCCAGGAAUGUACUCACAUACUUUUUGGUUGUGCCUUGCUGCUUUGUGUGUCAUUGAUGAAGAACAUGCUGAAGCUUUGUCAUCAGGACAAUGGCUAGGACAAGAUGGAAAACCGCAAACUAAACCUCUGUGUGAUAAUCAUGAUGAUGGUGAGACUAAAGCUCUUAUAUUGUGUGACGUGUGUGGUAACCUUUGUGGUGAAUGUGACCGUGUGCUUCAUUAUCACAAGAAGAAUCAUCACCACAAUAGACAAGUUUUCAAAGAGGAAGAGGAAGCCGUUAAGGUCGAUCUUCAUGAGGGGUGUGGUCGUAUUAAACUUUAUUGGACUAUGGCACUCGCUGAUUCACGUACCCUUAAAGGAAUGGUUGAAUUUAAAGACACUGUAGGAGGUAGCGGCAAAGGUGCUUGCAGAUUCUGUGGCACAACAUCAAACACUGGUCUACUGGCUAUUGGUAACGUCUGCCCUGAUCCAGAGUGUCAAGAAAGAUCUCGCUCGGUCUGUACUAAGACCCUUUCCUGCGGCCAUUACUGCUGUGGAGUCAAAGACGAAAAGAAGUGUCUUCCUUGUCUUCAUGGGUGUGUCCCUAAAGAGGGCGUGACUGCCCCUCCCCUAAAGCAAGAUGCUGAUGAUAUGUGUAUGAUAUGCUAUACUGAAGGAUUGUCCUGUGCUCCUUCCAUACAGCUGGAGUGUGGUCAUGUCUUCCAUUAUCAUUGCUGUCGUGAUGCUUUGAGUAAGAAAUGGUCUGGACCGAGGAUAACAUUUAGAUUUAUGUUCUGCUCUAUAUGUGAGGAUAAGCCCAUAUCUCAUCCUCAUCUUGAAGAUGUCUCCAAGCCAUUAACUGAUCUUUAUUCUGACGUCACGAGGAAGUGUCUCCUUAGACUUGAAUACGAGAACCAAACAAAAUGUGAAGCAGUAACGUCCCCUACGUCAAAGUUUUAUCAAAAGCCUCAAGAGUAUGCAAUGUGGAAAUAUGCGUAUUAUGUGUGUUACAAGUGUAAGAAGGCCUAUUAUGGUGGUGAGGCUCAUUGUGCUGAAGCAGUUGGUUCUGAUGAUUAUGAUCCCACUGAGCUUGUCUGUCCAUCCUGCUCUAAUACUGGAGGACAACUACAGGUCUGUCCAAAGCAUGGUACUGAUUUCCUGGAGUACAAGUGUCGUUAUUGUUGCUCUGUUGCUGUCUAUUUCUGUUUUGGUACGACACAUUUCUGCAAUCCUUGUCACGAUGAUUUCCAGCGUGUAACCUCCAUUGCUAAAUCAGACCUGCCUCAGUGUCCAGUGGGUCCCAGGGCUAAGCCUCUGUCUGGUUCGGAGUGUCCUUUGCAUGUUAAGCACCCGCCCACUGGAGAGGAGUUUGCUCUAGGUUGUGGAGUCUGUCGUAAUGCUCAGACUUUUUGAGGAGUGGGUGUGGUAUUUAGAACUGGACUAGUUUAUAGUGUGUAGUAGUUAUUAUUAGUAAAGUAUGAUAGAUUAGAACUUUUUGAACUAGAUUAUUAUUAUUAUUAUUAUUAUUAUUAUUAGGAUUGUCUCUUUUAAUUUUAUGCUGCUAUUAAAAUGCUAUUGAGUUCAACUUUGUUUAAGAAAUUAAUGACAAUGCAUC